Messenger RNA from Strigops habroptila (Kakapo), 1370 nucleotides. It is a transcript of the gene ACOT13, whose product is annotated as acyl-CoA thioesterase 13. Gene Ontology annotation, molecular function: fatty acyl-CoA hydrolase activity. The record is from RefSeq and is a predicted model, not a curated record. NCBI's taxonomy places the organism in Eukaryota, Metazoa, Chordata, Aves, Psittaciformes, Psittacidae. The transcript has 4 exons. Bases 120 to 557 code for a protein of 145 amino acids.
CGCCGCCUCCAUGGAUGCCCGGCGGCGGGGCGCUGCGGACGGAAGCCAGGGGGCAAGCUCCGCCCGCCGGAGUUGCCGUUCCGGGGCGGUAGCAGACGGCUGUUGGCGGAGCGGGCAGUAUGAGGUUCACGGUGGAGAGCCUGAAGCAGGGCAUGAAGUACAUGACGGAGUCGCAGGGCUUCGACCGAGUGCUCAACAAGAUGAAACUUCUUUCUGCAACUCCUGGAAAAAUUGUUUGUGAAAUGAAAGUAGAGGAGGAGCAUACAAACAGAGGUGGCACAUUACAUGGAGGUUUGACAGCCACACUUGUGGAUGUGGUGUCAACAGUGGCAUUGCUGAACACAGAAAGAGGAGCGCCUGGGGUCAGUGUGGACAUGAACAUCACAUAUACUUCUGCUGCUAAGAUUGGAGAAGAGAUACUGAUUACAGCUCAGAUUUUGAAGCAAGGAAGAAAUCUUGCAUUUGCCACUGUGGAUUUAACAAAUAAAGCAACAGGAAAGUUAAUUGCACAAGGUUACCCAUGUAGUAGAGCACAAGGAAAAGGAAGUGAGGAUUAAAACUGCUCCCCCAGCUACUAUAUACCCCACUGGUACAAAGAGGGAUUUUGUCUGUUAUCUGAAGUAAAAGGCAGAGGGUGAGAAUGAUGGAGGUGACAAAUUCAAUACGUGCCAAAAGAUUCAGAGUGCUCUCAGCUCCCUGUGCUGAGGCUGCUUUGUCCUUGUGCAACUGUCGCACUGCAACUUCACAUGACUUCCCUCAAUCAAAGCUGGCUGCCUCGGGAGCCUACCAUAGUUAAAUGGUCCCAUUCUAUCACUGAGCAUUCAUCAUAUCUACAUAAUCACAAUUGAAAAGCGUCCAGGCAAAUUAAGAGCAGCAAACCUCAACAUGGAAACAACAGUAUCCUCCUGUUCCCCUUUGAGCUUGGCAAGGACUGUUGCAGGCUGAGAGGAAGCAGAGAACACCCCCUUACUGAAAUAACAAGCGAAUUCUCUUUUCCCUUAUAACAGACUAUUCAGCACAGUGUUUUAGUGCCGCCUAAUUAAUAAGAGGAAAAUCAUUAAUAUUCAGGCCAGUUAUUUUAAAAUGGUUCAUUAAACUGAUUAUUUUAAGACAACCUUGUCUGUUACUCCUCCACCAGCAGCAUCACAUUGACCUAAUUUAUUUCACAACAUAACUUAGGCUUGGAGAUGAUCUUAGAAGGAAUUUUCACCAUUGAGCUUGCAUAGCUUUGGGAGUAAACUGUCAAUCAUCAAGCUUAAUGUUUGGAUUCGUUAUUUACUGAUUUCACCCUAACCUACAAGUUGAAAAAAUCUGUAUCUUACCUUAGUAGAGUCUCGAAGUAAAGGAAAAAAAACUUACCAUACUAAGGA